GGAAGCCAACAGCUUCAAACACGGACAGCUUGAAUUUAUUUCGUUACCAACUUCUACUUUCAAUCUACCACUCUCCUCCUCGUUCAUUGUCAUAGUGGCCUUCUCCUCAGUAUGGCGACCGAUCUACAAUCUAUUGCGGCUCUCUUGGAUGCCAGUUUGGAUCCAAAGCAGAACAAGCAAGCGGAGCUGGCAAUCAGACAAAAUGAAGCUGCCCCGGGUUUCUCACUUGCGCUUCUCCAUAUCGUGGCUUCAAACUCGUUUCCAUUGAACACCCGACUAGCGAGCUCUCUCUACUUCAAGAAUUUCAUAAGGCGCAACUGGAGAACUCUGGAAGGCGAGUACAAACUGCCACAGUCGGAAGUGGAGAGCAUCAAACAUGAGAUCAUCGGGUUGAUGAUCUCAUCGCCGCCCUCGAUACAAUCGCAACUUGGGGAAGCCGUCAGCGUGAUCGCGGAAAGUGAUUUCCCGGAGCAAUGGGACUCUCUCAUAGAUGACCUCGCAUCUCGACUCACCGCCGAUAAUCCGACCGUGAACAAUGGAGUCCUUCGCGUGGCGCAUUCAAUAUGCGAAAGAUGGCGUCCUCUGACCCAAAGCGACGAGCUGUAUCUGGAGAUUCUCCAUGUUAUCAGCAAGUUCGGCAACGCAUUCCUGACGCUCCUUCAAAGCACCGACCAGGCAAUCACAAGCAAUGCAUCCAAUAAAGAGCCGCUCGAGCAAUGGGUGACGACGCUCUACUUGCUGAUGCAGCUUUUCUACGACCUGACCUGUCAUGACUUGGCCCCGGUAUUUGAGGACAAUUUCAAGGGACUCCAGGGGCUGUUCAACAAAUACCUUUUAUAUUCUAAUCCUCUUCUGGAGACGGACGAUGACUCGGAGGCCGGGGUGCUCGAGAAUACCAAGUCUGCCAUUUUUGAAAUUCUGAGCCUCUUUGGCCUCAAAUAUUCGGACGUAUUCGACGACGUUACUCGCGAUUUCAUCCAGAGCUCGUGGACCCUCCUGACUGGAAUUGGCAUGGAAACGAAGUACGACGUCUUGGUCAGCAAAGCCCUUCACUUCCUGACCACCGUUUGCAUGAAAGAGAAGCAUGCUGCCGAGUCCUUCAGUGAUGAGAAUGUCCUUACCCAGGUCGUGGAAAAGAUCAUUGUUUCGAACCUCACCCUCCGAGAAUCCGAUAUUGAACAAUUUGAAGACGAGCCGAUCGAGUACAUCCGAAGAGAUCUGGAAGGUUCUGACGCCGAGACUCGACGAGGUGCUGCAACGGACUUCCUCCGGGGACUCAUGUCUCAUCUGGAGAAGCCGGCCACGGCAAUUGCCUUGAAGCUCAUAGAAGAGCACCUUGGACUUUUCGCACAGGACAAGGUGAAGAACUGGAAGUCGAAGGAUCUUGCCGGCUACCUGUUCACCGCAGUCGGUGCCAAAGGCAAGGCCACCGCGACUGCGGGUGUCGUGACGACGAACCCACACCUAAACAUCAGCAACUUCCUGACCACCAACAUCCUCCCCGACCUGACGAGCACGAAUAUCCACCCGAUCUUGCAGGUUGACGCGAUCAAGUUUGUCUAUGUGUUCCGAUCCCAGUUGACUCAAGAAAAUUGGGGAACCGCAUUCCCACUGCUUGUCCAACAUCUCCAAUCAUCGAACUACUGCAUCUACACAUCGGCAUCAAUUGCACUGGAGAGAGCGUUGGCCCUCCAAGUCAAUGGACAACCGCUCAUAUCAAAGGACGCUGUGAUCAACCUAUCGAAGGAUCUUCUGGAACAUUUGCUGAACCUGAUCCAACAAGAUCCUGCUCCGGAGAAGAUUCAAGAGAACGAGUUCCUCAUGAAAUGCGUCAUGCGAGUGUUGAUCGUGGUGCAAGACGGGAUUACACCACUUGUGGAUUAUCUUCUAUCCAGCUGGGUAAAAAUCACCAUGGCAAUUAUGAAGAAUCCCAGCAAUCCACGAUUCUACUACUACCACUUUGAAGCGGCAGGGGCCCUCAUCCGUUUUGUCGCUCCGUCUCAGUCCGCCAAAUUCGAGGAUACCCUCUCACAGCCCUUCGUGAUGGUAUUGCAGGAAGACGUAGUGGAAUUCAUGCCAUACGUCUUCCAGCUCCUUGCCGCAUUGCUCGAAGCGAACCCCUCUGGUUCCCUUUCCGAACUUCACAAAUCUCUCAUCCAACCCAUCCUCUUGCCGAAUCUGUGGGAAACGAAAGGCAACGUUCCCGCUCUGGUUCGCUUGCUCGCCGCGAUCCUCGUUCGCGGUGCUAACAUUAUUGUGGCAAACAAUCAGGUUGAAGCAGUCCUUGGAAUAUUCCAGAAGCUCAUCUCCACGAAAACUCACGAGAACUCCGGCUUCGAUCUCCUUCAAUCCGUCUUCCUCUCGGUGCCGGCCGAACACCUGCAAAAAUAUUUCGUCCCGAUGGUCCAAUUGAUACUCACCCGGCUGUCGAACCAAGCCAACGACAAGCUGAAAUCCGACAAUCUCCCCAUCCGGUUCACCAAGUUCUACCAUUUUUUCUCCGCGCGACCGGAGAAGGGUCUUGGAACCGAUGUCUUCAUCAAAAUCACCGACGACAUCCAACACGACGUCUUCAAGCAGUUGUAUACCACCUUCAUCCUCCCCUCCACCCAAAAGCUCACGCGCCCCCUCGACCGCAAAACCGCCGUCGUUUCCCUCACCAAAACCCUCGCCACCUCCCAAGCCUUCGCCACACGCUUCCCCAAAGGCUGGGCCCAUACCGCCAAAGCGCUCCUCGACCAACUCUACAACCCGCCGGUGAUCAAGCACGACGAGUUCGUCGACGCCGGCGACGUCGAGGACUUGGCGUUCGGUGUCGGCUUCACGGCGCUCGGCACGUGCCGAAAGGCGGUGGAUGAUCCGUUUGCGGAGAUCGCGGAGGUGAAGACAUGGGUGGGGCAGUAUUUGAUCCAGGCGAAUGCGGAGAGUGGGGGGAAGGUUGUUGGGUUUGUGAAUGAGCGGUUGGAUGGGCAGGCGCAGGCGGCGAUGCAGGCUUACUUGUCGGGUUGAGAGCGUUCGCAGUGGGCUGGGAGCCGGCAUGGCGACCGGGAGGCUUGGUCAACAGUUGAACGCAAAGAUAUACCAUAGGCUUCAUUUCGUUAUUCCCGAUUCCCCCGAAAACGUUGGAAGCCGAUAGCACCACCGGAUGGACUCAUAGAUGCUUUAUAUCAAUCAGCAUGAAUAGCGAAGAGUGGCUACCAUGAAUGCAUUGAAGUUUA
Messenger RNA from Eremomyces bilateralis CBS 781.70, 3218 nucleotides. RefSeq names its product putative chromosome segregation protein Cse1. Gene Ontology annotation, cellular component: nuclear envelope; cytosol. Gene Ontology annotation, molecular function: small GTPase binding; nuclear export signal receptor activity. The record is from RefSeq and is a predicted model, not a curated record. NCBI's taxonomy places the organism in Eukaryota, Fungi, Ascomycota, Dothideomycetes, Eremomycetales, Eremomycetaceae. Gene Ontology annotation, biological process: protein import into nucleus; protein export from nucleus. Bases 112 to 3009 code for a protein of 965 amino acids. The transcript has 3 exons.